Molecule: messenger RNA, 1851 nt
Organism: Colletotrichum karsti
Lineage: Eukaryota; Fungi; Ascomycota; Sordariomycetes; Glomerellales; Glomerellaceae
Exons: 2
Coding region: 1-1851 (616 amino acids)
Biological process (GO): transmembrane transport
Cellular component (GO): membrane
Molecular function (GO): dipeptide transmembrane transporter activity
Source: RefSeq, a predicted model, not a curated record
AUGAGUAACCUUGGAGGUUUCCAGGACGAUGUCCUGGCCAAGGCCCACGUUCCCUCGGCCACCAUCCAGGGCACCGAGAAGGAGAUCCACGCCGGCCGCGGCUCGUUCGACGUGACCGCCGCCGCCGCUCCCCCGAUCGACGAGGUCUACGACUCAAAGUCCGACGAUGACUACGCGGACAAGCCCACGGAGGAGGAGCUUCGCACCCUCCGUCGCGUGUCCGGUCCCAUCAACUGGAGCAUGUACACCAUCGCCUUCGCCGAGCUGUGCGAGCGUUUCUCCUACUACGGUUCCUCCAUCCUGUACACCAACUUCGUCAUGCGCCCCAUGCCGGAGGGUUCCAGGACCGGUGCUACCUACAGCGGCGACAACCGCACGCCCGGUGCCCUCGGCAUGGGUCAGAGAGCAUCUCAGGGUGUCUCGCUGGUCAACAUGUUCUGGGCCUACAUCACUCCUCUGUUCGGUGCCUGGUUGGCCGAUGCCAAGUUUGGUCGUUACAAGGUCAUUCACAUCGCCAUCGUCGUCUCUACCGUUGCCCACAUCAUUCUCACCAUCGCCGCCGCGCCCGCCGUCCUCGAGAAGGGCAAGGUCGCCUUCGCCCCGUUCUUCCUCGGCCUCUUCACCCUCUGCACCGGAACCGGUCUCUUCAAGGCCAACAUCUCACCCAUGCUGGCUGAGCAGAACCAGGACACCCACAUGCGCGUCGUUGAGCAGAAGGGCGAGCGCGUGAUUGUCGACCCCGCGGUCACCAACACCCGUAUCUUCCUGUGGUUCUACUUCGCCAUCAACGUCGGUGCCACCUCCGGCCAGAUCUCCAUGGUCUUCGUCGAGAAAUACCACAGCUUCUGGCUUGCUUUCUUGCUGCCCACCAUCCUCUUCCUCAUCUGCCCCGUCGUCCUCUGGUCCAACUACAAGAGAUACCACCUCACUCCUCCCACCGGCUCCGUCCUCGAGAAGUUCCUGAAGAUGUUCAACUUCGCCCGCAAGCGCUCCGGCGGCAUCACCAAGAUCCAGUUCGAUCACGCCAAGCCCAGCAACGUCCCCGUCGCCGAGCGCCCCGGCUGGUUGACCUACGACGAUGCCUGGGUCGACGAGUGCCGUCGUGGUCUCCGGGCCUGCAAAGUCUUCCUCUUCCUGCCCGUCUUCUUCCUCGCCUACAACCAGAUGACCAACAACCUGACCUCCCAGGCCGGCUCCAUGGUCCUGAACGGCGCUCCCAACGACGUCAUCCAGAACCUCAACCCCCUGUCCAUCAUCAUCAUGAUCCCCAUCCUCGACAAGUUCGUCUACCCCGGUUUCCGCCGCAUGGGCUUCAACUUCACCCCCAUCAAGCGUAUGACCACCGGUUUCUUCUUCGCCGCCGCCUCCAUGAUCGCCGCCGCCGUCAUGCAGCACUACAUCUACCAGAUGUCCCCCUGCGGCAAGUACGCCACCAUCUGCGAGGAGGGUCCCGCCGACAUCAACGUCUGGGCCCAGUGCCUCCCCUACAUCUUCAUCGGUCUGGCCGAGAUCUUCACCAACGUCACCUCGUACGAGUACGCCUUCUCCAAGGCCCCCGAGAACAUGAAGUCCCUCGUCAUGUCCGUCAACCUCGCCAUGAGCGCCAUCUCCGCCGCCAUCGGCCAGGCCUGGACUCCUCUGUCCGAGGACCCCCUCCUCGUCUGGAACUACGCCUCCGUCGCCAUCAUCGCCUUCGUCGGCGGUGUCGCUUUCUACUUCUGCUUCAAGCACCUAGACGCCGAGGAGGACCAACUCAACUCCCUCAAGAAGACCAAGUUCGUCGGCAACAACCAGCCCACCGCUGCUGCCCAGGACGCCAUCCACCCGCCUGUCCACUCCGACAAGGUCUAA